GUGGCGGACCCAAGAAUAUUGUAGAAAGUGUCGCCCUCUCGCCGUACAGCACUUCGGAAGCAACAUAAGCCCUGCGAUGGAAGGAGAAUCUUCUCAUAACGAGAGCGCGUCGUCGUCGGGCAAGGAGAAGUUGAGUGAAUCACAACGUAAAAUCCAAAACUUCUGGCCAAACAUUAUGCUUGAGAUGCAGCAGCUACGGAAUGUGGAACCAGGUAAUCAGCUGCUGCCGCUGGCCCGCAUCAAGAAAGUCAUGAAGCUUGACGAAGACGUGAAGAUGAUCUCGUCCGACGCGCCGCUGUUGUUUGCCAAGGCAAUCGAAAUCUUCAUCCACGAGCUGACGCUGCGCGCUUGGCUACACACCGAACACAAUAAGCGCCGGACGCUGCAGCGGAGCGACAUCGCGAUGGCCAUCACCAAGUACGACCAGUUUGAUUUUCUGAUAGAUAUUGUACCGCGCGAAGAGAUCAAGUUGACGAAGCGUAGUUAUGACGUGCGCGUGAGCCCCAGCGGUGGCAUCGAGAACGUGCAGUACUUCCUUCAGCUUCCCCAACACCAGGAGCACCAGCCUGAACAGGACCAAGAGCAGAACCAGGAGGCAACCCAAGAGCAAUCGCAGCAGCAGGUGGUCACAGCAACACCGGUGAAGGCCGUGGCAAUGACAGUGAUGGGCUCAAAUUCUGUCACGACCACAGCGACUGCCCCAAAAACGAUCACCACGGCAACCGCAUCAGCUGCCGCAAUCACAGCAAACUCAUCGAUCGUGCAGCUCAAGCAGACGAAUCUCCAGCAAACAUCAAAGCAGCAAAAACCUUUGCAGGGCUUGCAGGCAAUCAGUUUCCUGAACACGAGUGCAAUGGCUGGUAGCAGUGGCAGCAGCAGUAGCAGCACCACCAGCUCGGCAGCCACCAUACCAACUAUUAAUCAGCCGCUGCAGCUAGUUCAACAUUUCAUUACGCCCUCGGGUGAAAUCACGCAGAUACCCAUAACAAUUCCACAGAACCAGUUGAAUUUUAUUCGGACGGCAGUGCCCAUGGCAGGUGCGACGGGUGCAGCAGGUACCGCGAGCGUACAACCGAUAUUCCUUCCAGCAGCCACCGCUCUUCAAACACCUACCUUCAUACAUGCACCACCAGGCUGCAUGUACUUCAGUGCGAGUCAACUGCAACAAUUGCAGCAACAACAACAGCAGCAGCAACAGCAACAGCAACAGCCACAGCCACAACAACAGCAACAACAGCACUGCCGGCCAACGUGAAGGACCACAAUAUGCACGCAUUCCGGCUAAUCAUAAUUCAUGAUGGACUUGCCCGCUCGGAGGUGAUCCUGUUCAUCGAGAACACCGGUCGGCUGAAGGGGCCCCCUAGAACGGGCCACACGCCAUCGGGGAGAUACACAUCCGCACCGAAAACAGCACGUCCGGAGUACUGGGCUGUAUCACGAAGCAAGCCGUCAGGAGCUGCACGCAUCUGAAGAUGUUCGAGUACUACGAGAUCGUAGUCGCCAAUGACGUCGCGUCGAGUUUGUGUUCUUCCGGAACAGCCCAACGGUCGACGCAGCACCUUCUGCUGCCCUGGGUUCGAUGUGCCCUUACACUCAAGUGUCUGCACCCAAUAAGUAUGAGUGCCGGCUGGUUGGCGUGCUACUUGCUAGCUGCUUAACAACUGUUUGUGUUUCAAAUUCAUACAGCACAUGGCAGCCAGCAGAAUGGAAAUUAACUAACCGCAAAUGAUGCAAUUCGCGGUGGAGAUCAUAAAACUCUUCGCGAUCUGCUGUGUUGACGACAUAAUGACCAUAAGUACGACCUGCGUGUUUUAGCUCAUGUA
Messenger RNA from Anopheles darlingi, 1823 nucleotides. Its product is annotated as nuclear transcription factor Y subunit gamma-like. The coding region runs from base 77 to 1255 and encodes 392 amino acids. Gene Ontology annotation, cellular component: nucleus; CCAAT-binding factor complex. The record is from RefSeq and is a predicted model, not a curated record. Gene Ontology annotation, biological process: regulation of DNA-templated transcription. Gene Ontology annotation, molecular function: DNA binding; protein heterodimerization activity; DNA-binding transcription activator activity, RNA polymerase II-specific. The transcript is spliced from 2 exons. Lineage: Eukaryota; Metazoa; Arthropoda; Insecta; Diptera; Culicidae.